UCGAUCCUAUGAAGCUGAAACCAUAGAACUAUAGACGUAGUCGACUGAGGAAACGAGUUUAUGUUGGUUAACCAGUUGCCUUUUAUAAUACAUUGAAUCUAUACAAUUUAUAUUAAAGUCAAACCACUCCGAUUUUUAAGAGAGACUGGUAGUGUGCAUGCAAGUUGUUUGACCCCUCAAGAGCCAGAACGAGACGGCGAACGCAAAGGCCUGCGCGAGGGUAGCAUCAGCGCAGGAGAAGGGGCCAGACUCGAGUGAAUCUGGAGUGUCAGCCCAGCUCAGGCACCUUGGCAGGAUAUACCCAAUGGAUCCAGAGAGGCACAGUCGACAGAGGCAGUAUGAAGAACCAGAGAGGUACAGUCGGCGGAGGGAGUACGGAGAACCGAGCUCAGGACAAUGGGACGAUGACCUUGAAAAGAGAGGCAACGGCCAGGGUAUGGCCAGAGAGCCCUACAGUGAAUACUCCAGCAUGAGGAGGACUAGAGAAGGUUGGGAAGAGUAUGGUGCUUCCUCUGCUAUGAACUACAGCAUGGACCCAUCGUCCAGAGACUGGAGCAAAGGCUCAUUGAGGGGUAGCGGUGCUCCCUUCUCCCCAGACACAGAUGAUGGAGAUCCUGUGGAGCCCAGUGUGGAGGACAUGGAGCUCGCUCGUAAGAAGAAGGAGCUGGAGGUCAUACAGGAAAAGAUAGCUCGCAAGAAAGCUGUUCUUGCUAUGCAAAAGGUUAAACAGGGAGCUAAGGACAAUAAUGUUGCGGACAAGUCGUCACACCUACCUCUUAAACGGAGGGUGCUGGACAUUGUGAGUAAGCUCAGAAGAACACCGGUAGGUUACCUACUUCGUCAGGAUACCCCUGCCAAGCCGAAAAAACGAGCCCCGGAGAUGAUGAUUAGCGCUCCCCUAGAAAAUGAAGAGGCCCAUCCUCUGAGAUUGAGAGUGAGGGCUUUAACGAACCAACGACGCUAUCCCAACAAUGAGGAGGUGGACCCUAAUGAUAAACAACAUAAUCCAACCAUUAAGAGACCAGUUCACUCACUCAGGACACAGGAGCAAGACAUAGCAGCCACAGGCUUCCAGCGCUUCCUCAAUGUCCUCAACGAAGGGGUGGACAUCAACAAGCUCUCAAAGAUCGUCAACAAUGUAAAUGAGUUACCCGUUGUGGGCGAGGAGCUACCACAAGUUUGGCCCACUCUGCUCGAGGGUAAUGUUGACUCCAGCAGUAGAUCCAAGUCUUCUCCGGUUGAGGAGAAGAAGGUGGUGGGGCUUGAAGAUGAGCAGCGGUACGAGCGGAUGCAGACCCUGCUGGAGAUCGUUGGGCUGGACCUGGGGGUUGAGGAGUUGGGUCGGCUGACAGACAGGACCAAUGAUAGGCUGUACGGGAAGAUGGGAGACUUGAAAAGGAAGGAGAAUGGAGAGGAGAGAGAGCCCUCAUUUAAACAUCUCAGUACUUCCUCAUUACCAUCAGACAGCACCAGCCCUAGCCCCCUUCUAAACCAGCACUCAAACAUGACCGUUGAAUACAGUAGCUCUAGUAACAGGGUAUGGGACAUAGAGAGACACAGGGACAGAUCUGAGAGAGACUGGCACAGACACUCUAGUACCAGAGACCGGGACGAGGAUAUAGUCAGAGAAAGGGACAAAUCUGAAAGAGAUGGAGAGAGAGAUGGGCACAGACACUCUAGUACCAGAGAGAGAGACAAGGACCUACCAGUAGUCAGAGAAAGGAACAGAUCAGAAAGGAACGGAGAGAAAGACUGUGACAGAUCUGAGAGAGACAGGGACAGAUACAGAUCUGAGCAACACAGAGACCCAGAGAAAGACAGGGACGGAGGCCGAGAGAAAGACCGGGACAGAUCUGAGAGAGACAGGGACCCAGAGAAAGACAGGGACGGAGAACGAGAGAAAGACCGGGACAGAUCUGAGCGAGACAGGGACAGAUACAGAUCUGAGAGAGAUAGGGACAGAGAACCAGGGAAAGGCAGGGACGGAGGCCGAGAGAAAGACUGGGACAGAGUGAGAGAUGGGGACAAAUCUGAGAGGGACAGGAACCGAUACAGAUCUGAGAGAGACAGAAACCGAGAGAUAGACAAGGACAUAGACAGGUGGCUGCAAAGGACCAGAGACGGGGACAAACCUUCUAGGACCAGAAACUGGAACAGCGAGAGUGACUGGGACAGCUACUCUAGUACUAGAGACUGGGACAUAGAGAGAUCUGAGAGGAAUAGGUAUGGGGAUGAGUCCAGGGAAAGCUCCAUUGAGCUCAACUCAUACUCCAUGAACCCUAUAUACCCUGUUUCUCAUCCUCCUCAUGCAUCUAUGAUGGCAACCUGCUCCACCACCCAGUACUCUCAGUAUAUGGCAUACCAGAGCAGCCCCUACACCAUCGCCUUCCCUCCAGGGUGGGGUUAUCCCCCUGGUACCAUGCCCCCUUGUACCAUGCUUCCUGGUAUUAUGCCCCCUGGUACCAUGCUUCCUGGAAUCAUACCCACUGGUGCCAUGCUGCCUGGUAUAAUGCCCCCUGGAAUCAUGCCUGCUGGUGCCAUGCUGCCUGGUAAAAAGCCCCUCCUACCUAACGCCCCUGGGGAUCUACCCUACACCAACUUCCCCCCAUAUUACUCUAAUGGCACCACAGCCUUAAACCAGACAUACGCAUACACCCAGCCUGCUAGCAACCUCCAGCUUUCCAUCACUCCAGCAGGUAACCGCAAGGAAAGGAGACGGAAGAAGGCAGAAGCCUUAGCGAAAUUGUCCUGUCAGAUGGCGACAAAGAAGUCCCCCCCCAAAUUGCAAGUCUUCCGACAAGCUUGGAAAGACAGUACCAUGCAAUAUCGAAAAGCCCUCACUGCUGCUCGAUCAACCUACUUGAUCAACCUGACUGAGAAUAAAAAAAAUCCAAAAUGUAUUUCUGAUGCUGUCGAAAAGCUAACUAAAAAGCAGCAUUCCCCAGCACCCAAAAUGGAAGGGGAGGGAGGAACGACAGAAGGUGAGGAACUGCUUGCAGACACAAUAGAGAAACUGCUUCCUCAGGUGGCUACAAAUGACUCUGGGCUUCUCUCUGAACCAGGGCCCAAGAAAGAACCAGAAAGAGAGGAAGAAACUUAGUUCGAAGAGGAGAAACUGCUUGCAGAUCAUGUGGAGAAAGUGUCUGUAAAGGGCCCUCGCGUCCUCUUGGAACCAAAGGCUGAGAAAGACCGAGAAGGAGAGGACGACGCAAUUAUAGAUGGACGCUGUGGAGAAAGCGGCUACAACGGGCCCUGGCUUCCUCUCUGAACCAGAGGCUGAGAAAGAGACAAGGGGAGAAACAACCGCUAAGUACCUUUAGCGCCUAUUGACGAUAGUAUCUUCUGGCCGGGGCACUAAACGUUAACACGCAUUGCUUGCAGUACGAUUUUGGAAACAUAAGUAACUAUCUUUCAUAUCGGCGAAAAAAAAGUAAAAAUACAACGCACCUUUAUUGGGUUAGGGUUCCCACAUGGCCAUAUUUUCAUGUUACAGUGCUUGUUUACGGAAAACAGACGGAAGACAGUCGACUACCUGUGCUAGUUAGCUAUCUGCGUCUCCAAACACCUGUGUGUAAACGGAAGAUGGACACCACAAACGUGUUGUCACUGAAAAAUACUGUCGGCUGCAACUCUUUUAAAAGCGGUUAUAACAGUAGAGUAAGUGUAUAUUUUGCAUAUGAAAGUAGAUGGCUUUGUUUCAGGCUCCCGUGUGGCGCAAUGGUCUAGCUGUGCCACUAUAGAUCCUGGUUCGAAUCCAGGCUCUGUCGUAGCCGGCCGCGACCGGGAGACCCAUGGGGCGGCGCACAAUU
Messenger RNA from Coregonus clupeaformis (lake whitefish), 3809 nucleotides. Its product is annotated as nuclear speckle splicing regulatory protein 1-like. NCBI's taxonomy places the organism in Eukaryota, Metazoa, Chordata, Actinopteri, Salmoniformes, Salmonidae. Bases 305 to 3100 code for a protein of 931 amino acids. The transcript has 4 exons. The record is from RefSeq and is a predicted model, not a curated record.